Messenger RNA from Phanerochaete carnosa HHB-10118-sp, 2595 nucleotides. RefSeq lists its product as uncharacterized. Bases 1 to 2595 code for a protein of 864 amino acids. Lineage: Eukaryota; Fungi; Basidiomycota; Agaricomycetes; Polyporales; Phanerochaetaceae. Gene Ontology annotation, biological process: mRNA splicing, via spliceosome; regulation of alternative mRNA splicing, via spliceosome. Gene Ontology annotation, molecular function: N6-methyladenosine-containing RNA reader activity; mRNA binding. The record is from RefSeq and is a predicted model, not a curated record. The transcript has 3 exons. Gene Ontology annotation, cellular component: nucleoplasm.
AUGCCUUCCGCACCAGACUCUGGAAAGCCACCAGGAUCCUCGCGCGGACGCUCCUCCUCCAACGCGUCGCGUCGCGGCUCAUCCUCACGACAGACUCCGAGCCAAGCGUUCCAGGCCCACUACCCGUCCCGGCCGGACCCUCCUAUACGGCAGCCGAGUUACCACGGGCAGUACCAGUCUGCUGCCGCCGCACCUUACUCUCAACGCGCACCAUACGGAGGUGGACAAUACACGAUUUCCCCUCCGCUACCGCCCGUCAGUAUGGUUGGCCAGCCUGCUGCGCCUCAGUACUCCUAUCCAUCUCAUCCAGGCCUUGUCGCUCAGGAUCCAAGCAUGCAGUCACGAGGUCUCUUGGGUUAUUCGCCGAACCCGUUCAUGCCUGCGAUACAGCCGCACACCCCUAUUUACACGUACCCGGGCCAGCAGGAGGCCGCUUCUCCGUCUAGCCAGUCCUAUGUAAGCAGUCCGACGACCACGCCAGGAAUUUACUCGUCCGCUUCUUCAUCGCACGCUCUUUCGGCGACUUCCAGCAGCUCCCAGCAGUCUUACACGACUCCUUCGCCGUACGCUGCACAGUACCCUUCCACACCCUUCACCUACCCGUCGCACUCGUUCGGGAAUUCGGGGAACACACUCUACCAGAGCCAGUUCUCGUAUGGACAGCAGUACCGGCCCCCUAUCCCUGCUGAGCAGGGGCAGGGGACGUGGUGGUAUCUUCCGCCGGGUACACAGCCUGCCCCUUCACCACACUACAUGGUGUAUGACAACCCGUAUCCGGCGAUGGCGAUGUACAACUCACCGCUCACCACUCGCGAAGCCGAGUCGUACAGUAUGCCGCAUUCCGCCCCACCUACAGUCUCUCCAUUCCACUAUCCGAUGUCGCCUCGGCACCAAGCACUGCAGUCUCCAUAUGCGGUUACCACGCCCUCGCAACCGCAGCCACAGCGCCCACCUGGACCCGACCCUCCUCCAUUAGCGGAGCCUUCCUCGCGGUCUGUCUCUGAACCUCCCAACAGUCAGGCGCCUACUUCUUCUGGGACAACGAGUCGCGUCGAUCGACAGCACGCCCGGAGGCCGUACCAUCCGAACCCCCCUGCGCAUCGCUCAGAGUGGGUAAUGUGGGCGGGGAACGUACCUUCGGAUGCGACACACGACGAACUCUGGCGUUUCUACAACAGCUCUCCCUCUCCCGUCCCGUCCAACAGCAGCCAUUCCAACGUCAGCGACACGGCCUCGCUCGGUUCCGUCUACGGAGGUGUUUCGUCGAUCCACCUCAUCUCGCGGAGCAACUGCGCUUUCGUGAACUUUGAGAGCGAGGGCCACCUGAGUGCUGCCAUCGCGCACUUCAACGGCCUGUCUCUUCGUCCGAACGAUCCGAGAUGUCCCAGAUUAGUCUGCCGAGUGCGAGCUCGGGAGGACGACUUGCGGGCAGGGGUCGGCGGGCAGAGGGGUGCAGGUAUCCAUGUGCGAUACGCCAAAGAGCAGAGGCAGAGACAGAGGCAAUCUAGAGUCGCGGCGAGCCCCGGGGCAAUCUCAUCGGAGCCGCCGUUGAGCUCACCCGAGGAUCCAAUGCCGAUGAUUAGCAGCUUGUCGUUGUCAAGCAACGAGGAUGGACUCUAUGUGCGCAGAUCCAAGAGACCUGCACAACACUCGAGCAGCUCAGGGUCGUACGCGUCGUCAAACUCAAGCUUGUUCUCGCAGUUCUUCCCGAAGAGGUACUUCAUCCUCAAGUCGCUGACCCAGUACGAUUUGGAUCUCAGCGUCGAGAAGGGUCUAUGGGCGACACAGCGGCACAACGAAGGCAUCCUCGACCAGGCCUAUCGCACCAGCAAGGACGUGUAUCUCAUCUUCGGGGUGAAUAAGUCCGGCGAGUUCUAUGGCUGUGCCAGAAUGGCUGGCCCUGUCCUGCGCCUUCAGGGCGAGCGGCAGGAAGGACAAAAUGUCCCUUGGGCGUCAAGGCCGCUUGCCGGUUCUCCGUCUCGACGUGCGACCACCCCAGCCGCGUCAGUGACGAGCCCGUCUGCCUCACAACGUUACUUUUCGCCUGCUGACGGCGACCGCUAUGAACAAUCACCGCUCCCUCUCGACACCCCAGACGCCGAUCGACCACUGCUGGAGCUGUCAUCUCAUACGGCUCCUGCGGUAAUGCACGCCAAACAUCGCCCACUAAGCAAACUCUCCGCAGGUCUUCCCCGUCAUGGCGACCUGAGCUAUAAUGCAGGCAUUGCGAAGGCUAUUUUAGGAGAGCAGCCGAUGACUGGACGUUCUGAGUCUGAGCCUGCGACCAGCGCUCUCGAAGACCCACCUUCGGAAGCGCCGGAGGCUGCUGAUGAAGCGAAGGAUGAGGGCCCAGUCUGGGGCGAGUCUUUCCAGGUCGAGUGGAUUCGUACCGACAGCCUGCCUUUCUAUCGGACUCGCCACCUUCGGAACCCUUGGAACCACGACCGGGAAGUGAAGGUGUCGCGCGACGGCACGGAGUUGGAGCCGUCUGUCGGACAAGCCCUCCUGGACGAGUGGGACAAGCCCGACCCGCCGCCGCCGCCGCGGCAGACAGCGCAGCACGCGCCGGACGCCACGCCAUCGACGCCGGCGUAG